AUGCUGUCUCGCCGAGACACGCAGCCAGAGUCCUGUGGGCCAGAAUCCAGUCAUCACCAUCAGCAGGAAAUCCAUGACGAAGAUAUAGACCCUUGGACUCGCAUCCAGAGGUUCUUCAAGAUUCCAUCGCAAACAGGACUGAAAGAACUGAAUAUCAAUUAUGGAUGGCCAGUAAUGGUGCUGUUACCUCUGGCCGGGCUUGCAAAGAUAUUUCAUUGGAACCCGACCAUAGUCCUCGUGGUGAAUAUCGUCGCCAUUAUCUUCCUGUCCGAGUCGAUAUCUAUUUCAUCCGAUGAACUCGCUGCGCAUCUCGGCGAGCUGCAAGGCGCACUACUCAGUGCCACAUUCGGGAAUACCGUAGAGCUCACGGCAGGCAUUCUCGCUCUGGUUCACGGCGAGAUCCCAUUCGCACAAUCUGUCAUGGUUGGCAGUAUUCUCUCGGAUAUUCUGCUCGUCUUCGGCUGUUGCCUCGUCACAGCUUCGUACAACAAGGAGGUUUUAGAGUUUAACAGCGCUCUUGCAAAGACCUUGUCCUCUUUGAUGAUGAUCACUGCCGUGACAAUGCUUCUCCCAACGGCUCUCUACUCGACUUUCCCAGUAUCCGAGAUUGAUGACAGAGUGCUAUCCUUCUCACGAGGAACGUCAUUAGUGCUCCUCGUGCUCUAUGGAGCUUACCUCUACUUUUAUCUCGGGACGCACAAACACCUUUUCCUGUCAAAUGAGAGCGAAGCUGGUGACGAUGAAAAUAACGGAGAUUCAUCAUCCACUCCCAGCAAAGGCAGCUUAGCUUCGUCAAUUAUCCGAUUGACAACAGCCGUGGCCGCAACGGUCUUUUGCACAGAACUCCUGCUUGAAAGCGUUGAAGACAUGGCGCAAACGCUCGGCGUCUCUGAAGUAUUUAUCGCGAUCGUUUUUAUUCCAAUUGCUAGCAAUAGCACCGAGGGGGUUACUGUCAUUGCCGCAUCUCGUACAGGAGACACAGACUCUGCAAUCCGGGUUAUCAUCGACAGUCUCUUGCAGAUUGGUCUGUUUGUCAUACCAUUCUUGGUGAUUAUCGGCUGGUGCAUUGCUGUACCGAUGACUCUUUUCUUUGACUCGUUCCAGACUGUUGCCAUGUUUUCGGCCAUUCUGGUGGUUAACCAUCUACUUCGUGAUGGACAGUACGCUUACAUCCAUGGUGCCAUGCUCCUUUCUCUGUAG
Messenger RNA from Penicillium mononematosum, 1200 nucleotides. RefSeq lists its product as uncharacterized. NCBI's taxonomy places the organism in Eukaryota, Fungi, Ascomycota, Eurotiomycetes, Eurotiales, Aspergillaceae. Gene Ontology annotation, cellular component: fungal-type vacuole membrane. The record is from RefSeq and is a predicted model, not a curated record. The transcript is spliced from 3 exons. The coding region runs from base 1 to 1200 and encodes 399 amino acids. Gene Ontology annotation, molecular function: calcium:proton antiporter activity. Gene Ontology annotation, biological process: intracellular calcium ion homeostasis; calcium ion transmembrane transport.